This is a messenger RNA of Arctia plantaginis, 1458 nucleotides long. Lineage: Eukaryota; Metazoa; Arthropoda; Insecta; Lepidoptera; Erebidae. The record is from the annotation of a GenBank genome assembly.
AUGAAGGAGGCAUUAAAAGAGAGUUAUGAAAGAUGCUGUAGACUAUGUGCCGAAGAACAAGAUGUCACAAUAAUGAUAUUCAGUCAAGAAGCAGAAGAUAUGCUUCUGCUAAACAAACUAAAUGAAUAUUUACUAAUUGAAGUAGAUGAAGACGAUAAGUUGCCAAAAAAUAUUUGUAUACAAUGCUGUACAAAACUACAAACAGUGUGCGAAUUUAUAGAUACAGCGCGAAAAGCACAAGAUCUACUCCUUAAACGAAGUUUAAUAUUAGAUGAUUUACUAUCUCAAAAAUGUGAAAUUUCUUCAAUAAAAUGUGAAGUGAAGUCUGAGCCUGAGGAUGAACCAGAUGAUGACAGUAAAUAUACGGCAAUAGAAGUUAGUGUAGAUCCCAUGAUGGUUUUGCAAAAUUCCCAAGAAUUGUUAUCACCAAACAACAAUGAGAAUGUCACAGUAGAAGAUGUUACCUAUUUACAUGGAGUGGAUGCAGAAAAUGUUACAAUUAAGUUAAUAAAAAAAUGUGAAAAAGUUCUAGAAGAAAAUUUGACAAAUAAUGAUGAUGAUGAUAAUGAUGAAGAAGAAGAUGAAGAUAAAAAACCAGAUAAACCAAAACCUUUUCCAUGCUUAACAUGUAAAAGAAGUUUUUGCACAGAUAUAGCAUUAAAAAACCAUACAUGGCAACAUAUUGGUGCAAAUACUCCCUAUGAGAAAUAUACAUGCAGCACAUGCAAGGAAACAUUUCAAUAUAAAAAUGCUUUGAUAGCUCAUUUAAAAAUACAUAAUGAAAAUGGUUUAUGUCAACUUUGUGGAAGAAUGUUCAGAUCACAAAAAAACUAUAUUGCUCAUAUGGCAGUUCAUUCGCCAACAAACAAAUCAUACACUUGCAAAAUUUGUGGACGUUCUUACAACACUUGGGGUAAUUUACGAACUCAUAGCAUUGCACACAGUAGUGAAAAACCAUAUCAAUGCCAUAUUUGUAAAAAAACCUUUAAGAGAAAUCAAGAUUUAAAGUUUCAUAUUAACCAACACACGGGAGCAAGACCUUAUAAAUGCCCAUUUUGUGACAAGUGCUUUGCAAGUUCCGGCAACUGUUACUCUCACAGAAGUCGAAUGCAUCCUGGGCGAUUUGUUGAAAGUAAAAUAAGAAGAUAUAAUACUUCAGUUAAAAAAGACAAAUCACCACCAUCUAAAUCGUCACCUCGACCUAUUGCUCCUAAAGGUUCUCUUACAGUUGUAAAAGGUGUAUUCAAAUAUCUAUGCUCAUUGUGUAAUGCCAGUUUUGUAAAAAAGGACAAUUUCACUUACCACAUGUAUCAGCAUACUGGUGAAAAACCAUUCCAAUGUUCUUUUUGCCCGGAACAGUUCGUUACUAGAGGAGGUCUGUUAUUACAUCAUGACAAGGAGCAUCCUGGCAAAAACCGACCGUUAGCUUUACUAUCUAAAAAUAUUUUGCUCAAAUAA